AUGGAGGAACACGGUAUGUUUAUUGAGACAAGUGUUGACGAAAGUACACGAGCAGAACAUGAAAAAUAUACUCGUUUGGCUAUUAAAUUAGCAGAAGAAAAUGUUGAACAUGGACGCGGUGGACCUUUUGGUGCGGUAAUUUGUAAAGACGGUAAAGUUAUUGCUCAAGGUGCAAAUAGAGUUGUUCCAACAAAUGAUCCGACAGCACAUGCUGAAAUGGUGACAAUUCGUCUUGCUUGUCAAGAAUUAAACACACAUAAUCUUGAAGGUUGUGUUAUAUAUAGUUCAUGUGAACCAUGUCCCAUGUGUUUAGGUGCUAUUUAUUGGGCACAUCUUGAUCAUAUUUAUUUUUCACAUUCAAAACAUGAUGCUAAAGAUAUCGGUUUUGAUGAUCAUUUUAUUUAUGAAGAAUUAGCACGCGAAUUACAUGAACGACGUGUUGGUAUAACUCAAUUACUUAAAGAUGAAUCAAAAGCAUUUUCAAUGUGGGCAGAAUCCCAAAAUAAAACACAUUAUUAA
Messenger RNA from Rotaria sordida, 519 nucleotides. NCBI's taxonomy places the organism in Eukaryota, Metazoa, Rotifera, Eurotatoria, Philodinida, Philodinidae. The record is from the annotation of a GenBank genome assembly.